Rhodofomes roseus is the source of this 3528-nucleotide messenger RNA. RefSeq lists its product as uncharacterized. NCBI's taxonomy places the organism in Eukaryota, Fungi, Basidiomycota, Agaricomycetes, Polyporales, Fomitopsidaceae. The record is from RefSeq and is a predicted model, not a curated record. Bases 277 to 3264 code for a protein of 995 amino acids. Gene Ontology annotation, biological process: regulation of intracellular pH; proton export across plasma membrane. The transcript is spliced from 17 exons. Gene Ontology annotation, cellular component: plasma membrane. Gene Ontology annotation, molecular function: ATP hydrolysis activity; ATP binding; P-type proton-exporting transporter activity.
ACGACUGGUCCUAUCGGGCCGCACAUCCUGCACUCGCGUCCCCUGCGCGUACGCGCUUCGGUCGAGGGUGACAGGGCUCGAUAGGCUACAGCGUCAUCUCGCGCUCCUGUCCGACGCAGGCCAGGCCGACUCUGUCCGCCGAAAUGCUGCGAUCCCUUGCAGGGAAACCCGGAGCGCCUGUGCGCGCUGGGAUAUAAUGGCGUUCCUCAUGUCCUCUAGAUCCCCCGUGUUCUGGACACGUACAGUACCGGACGCUCGACAUCCUUCACCACGACGAUGGCUACUCGCGGGCAUCAUGACGAGGAGGCUGCUUUGGGCACUCCCGACAGCGCCACACAAGCAGAGAAGCCAAUGUUUGAAGGAGGCGACGAGUACGACAACAUCCUGCGCUUCGCGCGCACUGAGGCUGCCAAGCUCGACCACGGCGACGACGACGGAGGGGAAGAAGAGACCGGGUAUUACCGCCCUUGGUUCUCCCCGUGGAAGAAGAUCAAGGUCAAGAGUACGAAGGAGCUCAAAGUUCCCGCCGACUGGCUUCGCACCGACGUCCAGACCGGCUUGACGUCUGGCGCCGAGAUCGAAAGGCGCAGAUCCAUCGCUGGCUACAAUGAGCUGGAGAGUCCCGAUGAGAACCAGAUCUUGAAGUUCAUCUCGUACUUCCGCGGUCCUAUCCUCUACGUCAUGGAACUGGCUGUCUGUCUUUCAGCCGGUCUGCGUGACUGGAUCGAUUUUGGUGUCAUCAUCGGUAUCCUUUUCUUGAACGCUCUGGUCGGUUGGUACCAGGAGAAGCAAGCUGGUGACAUUGUCGCUCAACUCAAAGCCGGUAUCGCUAUGAGAGCGACUGUCGUCCGUGACGGUCGUGAGCAGGAGGUUGAGGCUCGAGACCUCGUGCCCGGCGAUAUCCUCGUCUUGGAGGAAGGCAGCACCAUCCCCGCGGAUGCCAGGAUUGUUGCGGACUACGCCGACAAGAAUGGUUCCAAGGCCAGGAUGCUUAUGGAGAAGCGCGGCCGCGGGUUGUCAAACUCCAGCACGGCAUCCGGCGUCGACAAGGGCCCCUCAGUCUGCGCGGUCGACCAGUCCGCAAUCACGGGAGAGUCCCUCGCGGUGGACAAGUUCGUCGGCGACGUCGCCUACUACACUUGCGGUGUUAAGCGCGGGAAGGUGUACGCUAUGGUCACCGUCAGCGCGCCGUACAGUUUCGUCGGGAACACUGCGCGACUUGUCUUGGCUUCCAACGACAUCGGCCACUUCCAGAUCGUCUUGGGCGGUAUCGGCACGGCGCUCCUUGGUCUUGUCAUCGGGUUCAUCUUCAUCGUCUGGAUCGGCGGGUUCUUCAGACACGUUGGCAUCGCAGAGCCGAAGGACAACAACUUGCUGGUGUAUGCCCUGAUCUUCCUGAUCAUUGGUGUGCCUGUCGGUCUUCCCUGUGUCACCACCACGACGAUGGCUGUCGGUGCUGCUUAUCUCGCGAAGCGCAAGGCGAUCGUGCAGAAGCUCACCGCUAUCGAAUCUCUUGCUGGCGUCGACAUCCUGUGCUCGGACAAGACUGGUACGCUUACGGCAAACAAGCUCUCUCUGAACGAGCCGUUCGUCGCGCCUGGCGUAGACCCCGACUGGCUGAUGGCCGUGGCUGUCCUCGCUUCGUCGCACAACAUCAAGUCGCUCGACCCCAUCGACAAGGUCACCAUCGUCGGACUGAAGGACUACCCCGGAGCGCAGGAGAUCCUCCGCCGCGGCUGGCACACGCACAAGUUCAAGCCCUUCGACCCCGUCUCCAAGCGUAUCACGGCUGAGGUCGAAAGGGAUGGACGGAAGUACACCUGCGCGAAGGGCGCCCCUAACGCCAUCCUGCGCCUUGAUAGCUUCCCCCAGGAGACCGUGGCUGCGUACCGUGCCCAAGCUGCUGAAUUUGCUCAGCGUGGUUUCCGUUCGCUCGGUGUCGCGUGCAAGGAGGAAGGCGAGCCCUGGCAGCUGCUCGGUAUGCUUUGCAUGUUCGACCCGCCGCGUGGCGAUACGGCUGCUACCAUCCGCGAAGCCAUGGACCUCGGUAUCAGCGUGAAGAUGCUUACUGGUGACGCCGUCGCCAUCGCCGUCGAGACGUGCAAGCAGCUCGGCCUUGGCACGCACGUCUACGACUCGGAGCGUCUCAUCACUGGCAGCAUGCCCGGCUCGGAAGUGCGCGACUUCAUCGAGGGCGCGGACGGUUUCGCGGAGGUCUUCCCGGAGCACAAGUACCAGGUCGUCGCGAUGCUCCAGGAGCGUGGCCACUUGACGGCCAUGACUGGUGACGGUGUCAACGACGCGCCCUCGCUCAAGAAGGCGGACUGUGGUAUCGCUGUGGAGGGUGCUUCGGACGCGGCGCGCACGGCUGCGGAUGUUGUUUUCCUCGACGAGGGUCUCAGCACUAUCAUUACGUCUAUCAAGGUCGCUCGCCAGAUUUUCCACCGGAUGAAGGCCUACAUCGUCUACCGCAUUGCGCUUUGUAUCCACCUCGAGGUCUACCUGUGCACGUCCAUGCUCAUUCUGAACGAGACCAUACGUGUCGACCUCAUUGUCUUCAUCGCUAUAUUUGCUGAUGUUGCCACGAUCGCCAUCGCCUACGACAAUGCUCCAUACGAUCGGAAACCGGUCGAUUGGCAACUUCCCAAGGUGUGGAUUAUCUCGACUAUCAUGGGUCUACUCCUCGCCGCCGGCACCUGGAUCAUCCGCGGCACUCUCUUCCUCAGCGACGGCGGUAUCAUCCAGAACUUCGGAAGCGUCCAGGAGGUUCUUUUCCUGGAGGUCGCUCUCACGGAGUCCUGGGUCAUCCUUAUCACCCGUAUGUCUCAGGGUCCUGACUCGGGCCCGUUCGUCUGGCCGUCCUGGCAGCUCGUCGGCGCCAUCCUCGGUGUAGACGCUCUCGCCACCAUCUUCGCCCUCUUCGGUUGGUUGUCCGGUCCGGCUGUCCACGGAGGUUGGCUCGAUAUCGUCACUGUUGUGAAGAUCUGGUGCUACUCCUUCGGGGUCGUCGUCACGGUUGGCGUUGCCUACUGGCUCCUGAACAAGAUCAGGUGGCUCGACAACAUCGGUCGCCGCAACCGGAGCCACAAGAACACCAGGCUCGAGAACCUUCUCACCGAGAUGCAGCGCCUCACGCUCGUCCACGAGCACGAUUCGAACGGCGAGUCGUACUACCGAAUUUCGAAGGGCGGCGCGGAGGACAAGCAGGCCGGCGCGACGGGCACCGCGACUCCCGUCAAGUCGGACGCGGAGAAGAAGCACUAAGCUCGGGCUGCACCACGCAGGCUAUGGCCACUUUCUAACGCAUUCCACACGACAUGGCGGCUCUCCGCCGCAUCAAGGACUUAUCAAGUUUCACGAUAGAGCUUACGCACGCACGAGGAGAAAAGUCUCCGAUAAUGUGUAGUUUCCUUCCUUAAUCAUCGGGCCCCGAGCGGCCUUGCUGUGUACCAUCUACGCAUUGUUGUUGACACACAUGUACAUAUUGUAAUCAGCUUCACGAAUACAGUCUGAAGCAUCAUUAGAGUU